Molecule: messenger RNA, 966 nt
Organism: Agrilus planipennis (emerald ash borer)
Lineage: Eukaryota; Metazoa; Arthropoda; Insecta; Coleoptera; Buprestidae
Exons: 3
Coding region: 329-601 (90 amino acids)
Source: RefSeq, a predicted model, not a curated record
AAUCAACCGGUUGGUAUGCGCGAGGUAAAGAGUUGAUAGUAACACAAAAUAACAAAAACGAAAAAAACGAUCAGUGUUGUAAACGAUGUUGGCGUUUCUUUAAUUUUAUUUACUUCCUGAUAGACUGGUAUGCAGACAGCCUAAAGCGUGAUCAUUCGAACUUUAUUCGUACGUAACAAGGGUGAUAUCACUAUAAAAUGUACACAAAUUCAGUAUCGAGCCAAUCCAGUUGUCAGUUGUUUUGAGUUUGAAAGUGUAAAGCACGCUAGAAAUCCUUAUUUCUUGGUAAUUUCGUUUAUUUCUUCCAACUUGAAGUUUAGAUAUCGACAUGGCGAUAAUUUCUAAGAAAGCUGCUGUAAUUUUUAUUCUUCUAAUCUACGCUGAGUCUGAUUUUGCCAAACCUCGACCACAGCCUUAUGACAACUCCUUAAAUCCCGACAUGGUUAAAGAAUGUGAAAGCAAUAGGAAAGUGGAAGCAAUAUGUCAACUAUGUGCCAAAAGAACAAAGUCAGUAAUAGUUUAUCCGAUGUGCUGUUCAAAUGAAGAAGAUGUUUACACUUGGUGUUUAAAUUACUUAAAUUUCGGUUUGUACACAUCAUAGAAGGGACGCUCAAUUUGAUAAGUUUUUAAUUGUAAUAAAACAGUGAUCCUGAUAUGCAUAUAUAGGUAUACAAGCGCAUUUCAUAAAAUGCAAUUUUUUAUAAAAAUCACCAAAAAUUUAUAAACGAACUUUGUAUCAUAUCAAUUUUAAUAAUCUGUAGGAUAUGUAGUGACAAAUCCUUAAAAUGUGAUGUUUCAACUGUGAUAGUUAAUUUAGUUAAUAUUUUUCAUGUUAAAACAUUUGACGAUGCAGUUUUCCUAAAUUUUUCAUUGUAUGUAGGUACAAUAAGUAUUUAUCUAGAAUGUUAUGAAUAAUAUUUUAAAUGAUGAAUGGCUGUGAAUUGUUUUUUAGGUUUAAUAAGUAUA